GAAUCGUUGCUCGGCUUCAAGAUGGCGGCCCUAGCAACAGCUGUGGCAGCGGCGGCGUCCGGCCACCAACAGAGUGAUAGCUGCUUCAGCACUCCAGGUGCUCAUCAACACUUUCCGUUUCAGAACUGGAAGAUAAAAGCUGAACAAGUUAAGAAAGUUGAAUUCAUAAGAACAGCAGAGAAACUGAAAAAUCAACUUGCAACUAUAGAAAAAGACAAAAAUGGCCAUCUCUACAGUAAGAAGAGUGAUUUCAGGAUGGAAUACAGCACGCUGGAAGAACUGGAACGCAAAAUGACCAACGGCAGAAAAGCUGAAAGAGCUAAAAUUGAGCAACAACUAUCAAAAAUACAUCAUAACGUUAAGAGACUUCAGUGCCAGUUAAAAGAUGUAAAGCCUACUCCAGAAUUUGUUGAAAAGCUCCGAGAAAUGAUGGAAGAAGUUGAAAAUGCAAUAAAUGCUUUUAAGGAAGAGCAGAGACAAAUAUAUGAAGAACUUCUGAAGGAGGAGAAGAUUGCUACUAACGAGCUCAGUGCAUUAGAGAAAAAAAUUGAGAUGUGGGCACUGGGUAGCACAGCAGCAGAAAGAGUUUUCCAAAUGCCAUCAGGUAAGAUUUCAAUGGAUAAAACGCUACAAAAUCAUCUGCCUGAAGAAGUAGUAGAAUUUGAAAAAUUUCUUCAGCAGUCAGGAGGACGACAAGGAGGCUGGGAUGAUUAUGAUCAUCAACUCUUUUUGCAAAUAUGGACAAAACAUAAAGGAAAGGCAUCCUACAUAGAUGAAGUUCUUGAGUGUCUCACUGGAAGAACAAAAGAAGAUAUUCUACAGCAUGAGGAAUGGUAUCGAGAAUUCCAGAUAUUACAGGAAAGAAAAAAAGAGUCUAUCCAAAAGUGGAAAAAGAAGAAGCAACAACAAAAAGAUGAAAUCUUAAAGCACAAGGAGAAGUCAGAGGAAAUUCUAAGGACAGCACAUCUUCAACAUGAUGAAGUUCAGAAACAGAAAGCAGAGGAGGAAAGAAAAAUGCGACAAGCAGCAGUUGAAGCAUGGAAACAACAUAAAGCAAUUGAAUUUGCAAUGAAGCAAGCAUCUAAAUUGAAAGAAGAAAUAGAGAAGCAGAAGAAACAGGAAAAAGAGCGCCAGCGCCAGUUCCAGUUGAAGCUAGUGUUAGAAGAAUACACAUUACAGAAGAAGGAAAAGGAGGAGCUCCAGAAGCUUGAAAAGGAGAAGAGAGAGGAGGCAGAAAGGGAAGAGAGGAAGAGAAUUGCUGCAGAAGAAAUUUCUAAGUUUCAAGAGCGAGAUCUGCAUAAACUUGAGCUCAAGAUGCUAGAAAAGCAAGUUAAAGAAGAGGAAAAACUAGAAAAAGAAAAAACAUUAGCAAAAUUAAGAGAGAAGGUUGAAGUUCACGUAACCAGAGACCCAUCCAGAUUGUACAAACCUACAAAGGGUUGGGAGGAACGUACAAAAGAGAUUGGUCCCACUGGUGCAGAGCCACUCUUACACAUUCCACAUAGAGCUAUUCCAACCUGGAGACAAGGUUUAUAGCUGAAUAUUUGUGUAUAACGUAUACAGGAAGAUGGUUUACAUGUCAUCAUAAUGGCCAACCAUGUGUUCAAAAGUUUUCAUAAAGGAAGAAAGAAGAGUAAGAGUAUUGUUACAUGAGUUUUGAGUUUGACUGCUUAAUAUUUUGUCAUGUUAGCAAUGGUGUGUGUGAUACCAUACAUUAUGGUAUGUAUUUUCAGUUUGAUAGAAGUACCAAGUGUCAUGGCAUUUGUAAUUUCAUAAAUAGGAACAUUAAAUUAUCCAACUUGUAUUAAAAAGUGUUGGUAGAUGACUUUAUAGACUAUCAGUUGGUAUAGCAAACUUGCUUUUUUCACAUGUUGUUGUGUACCACAGACCAGGAGCUGGCAAUGGUUCACAGUGAGGAGAGAUUAUCCAGGUCAGUCUAAGGCAUGCCAGCCCUUCUGACUUGGCUGCCACACUGGUGAAGCCCUGGGUCCCCUCUUCUCCCACCACCCCCUGUUUUUG
Molecule: messenger RNA, 2019 nt
Organism: Alligator sinensis (Chinese alligator)
Lineage: Eukaryota; Metazoa; Chordata; Crocodylia; Alligatoridae
Gene: CCDC112
Product: coiled-coil domain containing 112
Exons: 10
Coding region: 22-1536 (504 amino acids)
Source: RefSeq, a predicted model, not a curated record